ACUAAACCAAAAACCGCAAAAGAGAUGUGAAAUGUGCCUGGUAUUUCCCCCCCGCCGUCAGGUUACCGUGUGCCAUUGCUAAGGUGGGAAUUAAAGUAACAAAGUCGAAUAAAUGGGGUUCCAGUGGCGGGUACACCCAGCUGCCCUUACGUAAGAAGCGGAAGAUCGUAUCCUCCAGGAAGAGGCGGAGUCGAGGUGAGGGAGUGAAAUGCUUAAUUCAGGAAUGGAUUUUGGAGUUUCUGGGUGCUGAAGAAGUAGAGCCUUUCUGCCUGCAGGCCCAGUGAGUCGACACGGUGGGGGCCCGCGAGCCCCGGGACUUACCACAGAAUAAAUCCAGUCCAGCGUGCGACGACUCACUGGCUUCAUGCCUGGAGGGGAUCCCUCUCUGAAGACUUUAUAGGAUACUGGUUGGGCUCUGGUUUUGGAUCCCGUUGGACUCCCGGUGUUGCUUCCGGGAGGCGUACAACAGGAGGGGUCGCAGCCGCCGCUGGGGUCUCCGCUGUCUCGCGAGGAGGGUGAAGCGCCCCCGCCUGCUCCCGCUUCGGAGGGUAGGCGGAGAAGUCGCCGGGUACGCCUUCGCGGAUCCUGCCGUCACCGACCUAGCUUUCUGGGCUGCCGGGAGCUCGUGGCGAGCGCCCCAGCCAGGCCUGCGCCGGCAUCUUCCGAGGUCUGUCUAGUGGCAGUUCUGAACCAAAGCAAACGACUAUCACCGUGGCUUUUGGACUCGUCUGUGCUGUGUUAAACAUUCUGAGCAGAAAUUGCCCGUGACUUGUUCAUGCAUCCAGUUACUGCAGCUUUCCUCAUGGGUUGCUGAUUGUAGGCUGGAAGGGGGCAGUGCUGAGAUGAGCCACAUAGUGAUUUAAGAGGAAAACGGAGUGGACCUUUUGAUAGAAGUAAACCUCAUUACUGCCCCAGCAGCAGCCACCAGCCUCAUUUCAUCUCUAUAGAUUUGCCUAUUCUGGACAUUUCAUAUAAAAGAUAAUGGCAUCAGCUGCUAAGGAAUUUAAAAUGGACAACUUUUCACCUAAAGCUGGCACUAGCAAAUUGCAACAGACAGUACCAGCUGAUGCAUCUCCUGAUUCUAAGUGUCCUAUAUGCUUGGAUAGAUUUGAUAAUGUGUCUUACUUAGAUCGCUGCUUACAUAAGUUCUGUUUUCGCUGUGUACAGGAGUGGUCAAAAAACAAAGCUGAAUGUCCACUAUGUAAACAGCCCUUUGAUUCUAUUUUCCAUUCUGUGAGGGCGGAAGAUGACUUCAAGGAGUAUGUCCUAAGGCCUUCGUAUAAUGGUUCUUUUGUCACCCCUGAUCGACGAUUUCGCUACCGUACAACUCUGACAAGGGAACGAAAUGCUUCUAUGUAUUCACCUAGUGGUCCUGUGAACAGAAGAACAACAACUCCACCAGAUAGUGGAGUACUAUUUGAAGGGUUAGGCAUUUCAACAAGACCUAGAGAUGUUGAAAUUCCUCAAUUUAUGAGACAAAUUGCAGUAAGAAGGCCAACUACUGCAGAUGAAAGAUCUUUGCGGAAAAUUCAAGAACAAGAUAUUAUUAAUUUUAGACGAACUCUCUAUCGUGCUGGUGCUCGAGUUAGAAAUAUUGAAGAUGGUGGCCGCUACAGGGAUAUUUCAGCUGAAUUUUUCCGUAGAAAUCCAGCUUGCCUUCACAGAUUAGUCCCCUGGUUAAAACGUGAACUUACAGUUCUUUUUGGAGCUCAUGGAUCUUUAGUGAAUAUUGUCCAGCAUAUUAUCAUGAGUAAUGUUACUCGCUAUGACUUGGAGAGUCAGGCAUUUGUGUCUGAUUUAAGACCAUUUUUACUUAAUCGAACUGAGCAUUUUAUACAUGAAUUUAUCAGUUUUGCCCGAUCUCCUUUUAAUAUGGCAGCCUUUGACCAGCAUGCCAAUUAUGAUUGCCCUGCUCCUUCAUAUGAAGAAGGCAGCCAUUCUGAUUCUUCAGUCAUAACAAUAUCUCCAGAUGAGGCUGAGACCCAGGAGCUGGAUAUUAAUGUAGCCACUGUUAGUCAGGCACCAUGGGAUGAUGAAACUCCAGGACCAUCUUACUCAAGCUCAGAGCAGGUACAUGUUACUAUGUCUUCUCUUUUAAAUACUUCUGACAGUUCAGAUGAAGAACUUGUCACAGGAGGAGCCACGUCUCAGAUACAAGGAGUACAAACCAAUGAGGACCUAAAUAAUGACAGCGAUGAUUCUUCAGAUAAUUGUGUCAUUGUUGGGUUUGUUAAACCACUAGCUGAGAGGACCCCAGAACUUGUUGAACUGUCCUCUGAUUCUGAGGACUUAGGUUCUUAUGAGAAAAUGGAGACAGUGAAGACACAAGAACAGGAGCAAUCUUACAGUUCUGGUGAUAGCGAUGUUAGUAGAUGCUCAUCUCCACACUCUGUCCUUGGAAAGGAUGAAGAAAUAAAUAAAGGUCAUUGUGAUUCUAGUACAAGAAUCAAAUCAAAGAAGGAAGAGAAACGAUCUACAUCAUUGUCAUCUCCCAGAAACCUGAGCUCAUCUGUAAGAGGAGACAGAGUAUAUUCUCCAUAUAAUCAUAGACACAGAAAGAGGGGAAGAUCAAGAAGUUCAGAUUCACGUUCUCAGAGUAGAAGUGGGCAUGAUCAGAAGAAUCAUAGAAAGCAUCAUGGGAAGAAAAGGAUGAAAAGUAAACGAUCCAGAAGCAGGGAAAGCAGACCUAGAGGGAGAAGAGACAAAAAGAGAUCAAGAACUAGAGAUAGCAGUUGGUCCAGAAGAAGCCAAACUCUGUCUCUAAGUAGUGAAAGCACAAGCAGAUCAAGGUCUCGUAGCAGUGAUCAUGGUAAAAGAAGAUCACGCAGCAGAAAUAGAGAUCGUUAUUAUUUAAGAAAUAAUUAUGGAAGCAGAUACAAAUGGGAGUAUACUUAUUACAGUAGAAACAAGGACAGGGAUGGGUAUGAAUCAUCUUACAGGAGGAGGACUCUGUCCAGAGCUCAUUAUUCUAGACAGUCUUCAAGUCCAGAAUUUAGAGUUCAGUCCUUUUCUGAAAGAACAAAUGCUAGGAAAAAAAAUAAUCACAGUGAGAGGAAAUAUUACUACUAUGAAAGGCACAGAUCAAGGAGCCUGUCUAGUAACAGAUCAAGGACUGCAUCUACCGGGACUGACCGGGUGAGAAAUGAAAAGCCUGGAGGGAAACGAAAAUACAAAACACGGCAUUUGGAGGGUACUAACGAAGUGGCUCAGCCAUCUCGUGAAUUUGCUUCUAAAGCAAAGGACAGUCAUUACCAAAAAUCUUCAUCAAAAUUGGAUGGAAACUACAAAAAUGAGAGUGAUACCUUUUCAGACAGCCGAUCAUCAGACAGAGAGACAAAACACAAAAGGAGAAAAAGGAAGACCCGGAGCCUAAGUGUAGAGAUAGUCUAUGAAGGAAAAGCUACUGAUACAACUAAACACCAUAAAAAGAAAAAGAAGAAACAUAAGAAGAAGCAUAAGAAACACCAUGGAGAUAAUGCUUCACGUUCCCCAGUUGUAAUUACCAUCGACAGUGACAGUGAUAAGGAUUCUGAAAUAAAGGAGGAUACAGAAUGUGACAAUAGUGGUCCUCAAGACCCUCUACAAAAUGAGUUUUUGGCUCCUUCCUUGGAACCAUUUGAAACUAAAGAUGUAGUUACAAUAGAAGAUGAAUUUGGUGUGCUGGACAAGGAGUGUGAUAUUGCUACACUUAGUAACAACUUGAAUAAUGCCAACAAAACUGUAGAUAAUAUUCUAUCUCCAGCAGCUUCAGUUGAACAAACUCUCGAUGUAAGAGAAGAGAUCACCUUUGUUUCUGAUUUGGAGAACCAGCCCAGUAACAUUGUGUCUAUUCAAACUGAGCCAUCAAGGCAGUUGCCGUCUCCACGGACAUCAUUAAUGUCAGUAUGUCUUGGUAGAGACUGUGAUAUGUCUUAAAACUGGCCAAAGCAUUUCAUUGAGAAUUCUGAUGAUAUAAAAAGAAAAAAGGAAGAAUGUCAUCUACUGCAGUCUAUUUAAAGAUGACUUUGGUGAAAACUCUCUUCCUCACAAUAUUUUAAGUGAUUUUUUUUUUUUUUUGGUGUUAAUUUGUAAAAAUCAUUAUUUGUUCAAAAUGUAUGUCCCACCCUCAAAGAUAUGCACUUUUAAGUGAAGAAAAUGAUACUGCUAGCAGUUUAUUUAAAACUUGGGGUCCUUUUUAAAUAAGAAAAAUUAUAUAAAUUUUAGAAGUUAUUUCAUAAAGCCAUACGGUAUUGACAUAUUUUUAAGGUAGUCAAUGAGUAUUUUUGAAUUUUUUUUUUUUGAGAGUUAUUCUGGAAAUGUGUUAUAAGCUAGGAGAAUCCUUUGGACAGUCUUUAUUUUUCUUAAAAAUUUAUAUGAUUCAAAACCAUUUCUUCAGGUUAAAUUGAGGCAUUUUAAUCUGCACAAUUUAUCUUCUGCCAAAAUAAAAAUUUACUAUUUCCUUUAUAUACUUGUUUAUCUGGACUGCUAGUAAAACAAAUGUGUAUUCAACAAAAGAAAAAUAAAACACACUUUCAAACAAGAAUCAGACAUUUUCCUAUGCAGUAUUUUUUUUUUUUUAAGUUUAUUUUAGUAAAGCUAAAAUCUUGAAAGUAGCUAAGGGCUUAAUUAUCUCAUAAAUACUGAACUUCAGGUGAACAAAUACUUUAUAGUUUUAAUUAUUUUAGUUCUUUGAGGAGUAUCUCAUUUGCUUUUUAUCAUCAGUAAAAACAGCAUUUAACUUGCUAAAUAUGAAAAAUCCUUGUCA
Molecule: messenger RNA, 4744 nt
Organism: Chlorocebus sabaeus (green monkey)
Lineage: Eukaryota; Metazoa; Chordata; Mammalia; Primates; Cercopithecidae
Source: RefSeq, a predicted model, not a curated record